Molecule: messenger RNA, 2895 nt
Organism: Amoebophrya sp. A25
Lineage: Eukaryota; Dinophyceae; Syndiniales; Amoebophryaceae
Source: the annotation of a GenBank genome assembly
AGUGCUUUGACACAGGAGAUCCAUCUUCUUCUGGCUUCCGCAAAUUUUGUUGAUUCACUCGCGCAUUUCUGACCCUGAUCCAACGUUGAUGUGUUGAUGGUGUUGCCUUCGUUUGUGAAUGCAACCUUGUAUACUUUUGAUUGCGAAAAUUAUGCUUAUCAGGCAGUACCUCCGUACUGGUAACCUUGUUGGUAUGCAUUUGCCUUACGGUUCUCAUUCUUCGAUAAACAUAUUAACUUCUUCGUCGCCCAUGUAGUUUACGAUUCUUGAAUAUCAUGAACUAGAGGAGGACGAAACAUGUUUCCUUGCCCCAUGGUGCUUAUCCUCCUUUCAAACCUGCUAGAACACAAAGUUUAUGAGUUUCAACUCUGCUAAACUAAAUAAUAAGCAGCGACAACCGAAAUACUGAUCUUAGAAAGUCCUAGGUUCAUCUUAUUAUAUAAUAGUGUAAGGCUUAAUGGUUCAGUACUAAGAAUCAAUAUCAAAAGAUGAGUUCUUCUUUCAAACGAUCUGCAGAUGUCCUUCGAGAAGAAGAGGAGGACGUCACGCGCAAGGUUCGACGUUAUGUCGAAAGCGUGGGCGCGACUCUCUGGGAUUUUUUGAGCGGAUCUACAUCUCAGCGACAACAGCGACAAAAUGAGAAUAACUCUCCAACAAGCAAUUAUGGUGCUAAUGGUUUUGGUGGCGCCAGUCUUGGAGAUCAUGUUGGUGGUCGGAACUUCUUCUCUGGGCGUAAUCGAGGAGGAGCAUCUUCCUCAUCACGAGGAGGAGGUAAAGGCUCCCUUUUCCGGGAAGAUAUUCAAUCUUUUUCGGGUGUUUCUGAACGACCGACCUUGUAUCAACCGCAGUCUGAAGGGCUUUUGGCCAGGAUUCGAAAGUUCUGGGAAGAAGAGGAGGACCCGUUGCCGGUCUUUCCGAAAAGAAGACGCAGAAACUUGGAAGGAGGUACUUACUUCUUACAUAUUUGUAGAAGAACAUGUGAAAAUGACCAUCUCCUGAUUUACCACUGCAAUUAUUCUUACACUUUCCCUUUUGAUGUUCUUACUUCACUGUCACUACUAACAUAUUACUGGUUGUUUCUUACAUCAUGCGAGUGCAACAUGAUGAUGAGUUCUUCCUGUGAAUAAAAACUACAGCUACUUGGCUGUUCCUCCGGAAUAAAUCGCUCUAAAAAUAAUCAGACUUCGUUUCUUCCGGCCGACUCCUCCCACCUGAGCAUGGAUACUAUGAGCACGAGGAUGAUGUCUAUGCGAGACCUCCGGAGCCUAUUUGGGUCACCUAUAGACCGACAGAGCCACUACUCAAUCGACGAGAGGACUAUCUACAUGCUGGAGGAGAACCUCCCAUAAGGGCUAUUGAGGUACAGAAUUCUUUUUCGAAACUAUCUGAUAAGACAGCUUUUUCUAUCAUGUUAGACAACUUUUCCAUGAUUUUAUUAUUUCUCCUUUUCUGAGCUUCUUCGACGAAUCAACGAGCUUAUUCAAAGAAUCAGCGAGCUUAUUUCUGCGACCUAAGUGGAUCCUCCGUCUUAUGAAAACCAAAACAGAACGGACACUACUACACGCGGGCCUACAUGAUGGGACCACCGCGACUUUCUCGUGGAUCGCGUAGUAGCAAUGGGAGCCGCAGAAGUGGUGAGAACAAGCAGCAGCACGUGGUCAUCAAAUCAAAUUCAAAGAACCGACCAGGUGGCGCUCAUCGUGGACGUCUUUCCCCCUCCAUAGACGAAAGCGGCAGUGUUCCACAUCAUGCGACUGGAAUGCAACAUGGGCGUCCCAACUACGCCAACUACAAGAGGAGCGCUUCUGCUUCGCCUACAAAUCGUCAUCAACAUGCUAAUCCUAGAAAUGGCACAUCUGCUGGUCCCAAUGCUGAUGGUGUUUCUUCAAAGACGACCACCACAAUAAAUGCCCCCUCGAACAACAAGCCUGUUGUGACCUUCGCAGCGCGAAAAGCAGGUCGUUUUGGCCGACUGCUAGAGGACCACAUUCAGGUGGAUGUGCUGGCUGGAUCAGGUGCAGCAAACCAUGACACCAGCACUUCUAACGCUUUUUCUGCCGACGACCACAUGCUUCUCAAGUUAAGGCUCUCACUAGUUCAUCUUUCACGUGCAUCCUUGAAACGUAGUAUGAGGGAGUAUCUAUUGUAGUAGUUAGGGGGCAAUGCUCUGUUCUCCUCUCGUAGUAUGAGGGAGCAAUGCUCUGCUCUGCUCUCCCCUGCCUUUCAAGGAUGCUGCUGAAAGAUGAAUAGUGGAUAGCUCUAAUCAAGACGAGAGAACAGCAGUUGAGAGCGGCUUAUGGCGAACCAGUAGCGGUUGGGGAAAAACGACACAGCAUGCUGCCUCCGCGAAGACCCAGUGGAGGCUGGAAGAGACCAAAUGCUGGUCUUUCGAAUGCGGGUCUCAAAGCAGAAGGAGCCGCGGAGAAAAAUACUAGUCGUAAAUUUGAAGGAACAGGAGCCGCUGGUAGUGCAGCUUCUGGCGGUGCAGCUGAUAGCAUAUUUGGAGUUGGGAAUUCUGGAGGUACAACCUCGACAUCGAAGCAGGAUGCUGCUAAAGAGCAGGAUAAGGCAACUACAUCUAUCUUUAGUGUUUCUACUGAUAAAAAGGCGGAAGAAAAAAAGACUAGUAUCUUCAAUGAGGGUAGCAUUUUUGAUGCAGCGGCAGCGAACAAGAACAUUGUGAAAGACGACAAGCCAAAAGCACCGCCAACUUUUUCCAGUGCGGCAGGCUCCGGAUUUUCUCUGGACAACACAAAGCCUAGUGGCGGUAACCCGUUUUUGAAGCAAAUUCAAGCGGGUUCCAAGUCUGAACCCAAGAAAGCUGAAGGAGUAGCAGCAGAAGCGAAGUCAAGCGGCUCGAUAUUUGGUGGGACUAGUGCUAGUGCAGCAGCAACG